UCAGUCGAAGUGGAAACUGAAAUUGAAACCCCAACCGAAAUCCGAGCAGCCUGGGAAUUAAUCCAUGAGCGCGCACUGCGUCACCGGGUAUUUUUAUUUUAAUAGCGAAGCUGCAAUCUGAAAGCGCUCCAACCGCAGACACACGCACACCGACAUUUCAAUAGCAAUUGUAAUUAUUGCCAUCGAAGACUUGAGGCACACACGUAUUGAUAAAUUGAAGCUAGAUUUUAGACACUAGCACCACUUGGUGGCGAUAAGAGGGCGGCCAGGCAUCACGGGCGAGUGCCUGGUCAGCUGCACACAUGCAUUACAAUUACAACAAUAACAACAACAUCAGCAGCAGCAGCAGCAGCAACAACCACCACAGAAUAUUGAUAAGCUUGACUGCAACAGCAAGCCGGGCUCCCAAAGCACUCGAUAAACGCGAAGGCGACAUGCCGGCGACAUCGAACUUGCCAGUAACGCCUGGCACUCCGGACUCGGCGCACAUAAUAAUCGGGGCUGCCGGCUACAUAGCGCACGAGCGACGCCAGCAACCGAAGACAAUAAUGAACUGUUUUCGUGAUCGCUCCACGCCCUCGUCAGCUGUCGGCCAAUACUCUAGGUCGCACAGCACGCUGGUGCGGCUUGAGAGGAAUGCCAGCGGCGGUUCCAAUCAGACCUUGGAUGCCGCCGGUCGCCCCGAGGCUGUUGUACUCUUGCGUGAGCUGCGCUCACGUCCCAACAAACUCACGCUGCUGAAAAGCAGCAGCACACGUGACUUGACGAGACUGCUGCUGGACGAAACGACGGCCACAGCGAUGCUGGUGUCCAAUACCAGCCUGGAUAAGUCCUCGAACUCAUCGUCGGGUAGUCCGGGCCGAAGCACCGGUGGUGGAAACAACUCACGUGAAUGCUGUGCCAAUUGCACGAAGCGUUGGUCCAAUCUGAAACAGCGUUUGCAUACCCUGGAACAGGAUUUGCAGGCACAGGCCAGCUACAGCCAGGAGCUGGAGUCCAAGUUGGCCGAACUGAGCCGCUCGAUCGCCGAAUUACAGCAGGAGAAACGAAGCGGAAAACGUUCGGCCACCACACCGAUGCGUCCUUCACGCCUAGUCGCCUGGAUGAAUUUGUCCAACUGGUGGAAGAGUCGACCCAGCGUGGAAACGCUGCGCGAACAGCGCAUCUUCUUCGACGAACCGUGCUUCGACACCGAACUGGAGCAGGUGCUGAAACACGAUCACCAUCGCACGGUGCCGCGCAUUGUUGUCGAUUGCUGUGACCUCAUCGAGGAGAAAUACCGACGCUCGCCGCAGCCAAUCGAGGGCAUCUACAGGCAGUGUGGAGACUACAACAAAAUCCAAACACUGCGAUUCAGCAUCGAUGCCAACGACUACGAGGCCUUGCAGCAGCGGAACGUGGACAUACACACACUAACGGGCGUCCUGAAGCUCUUCCUUCGCGAAAUCAAGAGCCCUUUGGUGAGCGUAAAUGAGGCCAAGACGUUUAUAGGCACACCGCAUCAGUGGUUACUUACUGACCUUUCCGAUAAGCUGAACACACUAAAAAGACUGAUACGUUCGCUACCAGAGAUCAAUCGCGACACCAUGGACUAUAUUUUUGCGCACUUCAAUCGUCUGACCAAAGUGCCACUCCAGCAGAUUAGCGCCGAAACCCUGUCGAUAUCCGUCACGCCGUCAAUUUUUCACACCGUUCCACAGGGCGUUCAUAUGCAGGAUAUACAGCAACUGCUCCGGGAGGGUGAAACACUGGCCGACUGCGUCCGACUGAUGAUCGAGUAUCAGAGUCGCAUAUUCGAGUAAGUGGUUGCCCACAAUGCCUGGUGUUGGUUCCUAAGCCGCUACCGCCUGAUACAUGCCUUCGUCCCCAAUUGUCGUCGAUUGUCUUCUAGCCAUGCUUCUUGUUAUUUGUAUGUUGUCGUCCUAAGAACUUUACACCCAAAACCCCCCCAACUUCACUCAACAGAUGCACGGCCGAUCGCCGCCAAAGCCGCCUCAGCAUGCGCAACUUGAAGAAGACGCUAUCACAACCGGAUUUACUAUUUCAUAAUAUAUUCUGAACCCGA
This is a messenger RNA of Scaptodrosophila lebanonensis, 2065 nucleotides long. RefSeq names its product rho GTPase-activating protein 15 (gene RhoGAP16F). The transcript has 4 exons. The record is from RefSeq and is a predicted model, not a curated record. Gene Ontology annotation, biological process: signal transduction; regulation of GTPase activity. Gene Ontology annotation, cellular component: cytoplasm. Bases 303 to 1802 code for a protein of 499 amino acids. Lineage: Eukaryota; Metazoa; Arthropoda; Insecta; Diptera; Drosophilidae.